Vigna unguiculata (cowpea) is the source of this 2350-nucleotide messenger RNA. RefSeq names its product exocyst complex component EXO70A1-like. Gene Ontology annotation, biological process: exocytosis. Gene Ontology annotation, molecular function: phosphatidylinositol-4,5-bisphosphate binding. The record is from RefSeq and is a predicted model, not a curated record. Lineage: Eukaryota; Viridiplantae; Streptophyta; Magnoliopsida; Fabales; Fabaceae. Gene Ontology annotation, cellular component: exocyst.
CAAAGCAUGAAAAUUGAAAUUUCACCGAAAGUCCAAAACAGACAAAGUGCGUAAAACUGGUGACAGCAGUCUUCGCAGGUGACGGUGUUUUCCAUUUCAACUUUCAAUUGUUUCCGUGUUAGCAAAAGAACAAAUCCAAAUCAAAAUUCAGAAGCAGAAGAAGAAGAUUUCAGAAGAAGAAGAAAAGAUGGUAAUGGCUGUGGCUAGUGGUGACUUGCUGAGUGAGAAAGCUUCGGCUAUGAGAGCGUCUCUGGAGAGAAGCCAGACCAUCACCGACGACGUCGUUUCGAUUCUGGGCUCCUUCGACCACCGCCUUUCCGCCCUGGAAACCGCCAUGCGACCUACCCAGAUCAGAACACAUUCUAUUAGGAAAGCGCACGAGAACAUUGAUAGGACUUUGAAGUCUGCAGAGGCCAUAUUGGCCCACUUUGAUCAAUAUUAUCAGGCAGAAGCAAAAAUAAUUAAAGGUCCACAUGAAGAUGUGAAGAGCUAUCUUGAAGCAAUUGAUCAGCUGCGACGAAACAUUAGAUUUUUUAACAAUAAAAAGGGUUUUAAGAAUGAUGAUGGUAUUGCCAUCCGUGCCAAUAAUUUGAUAGCCGAAGCUAUUUCUAAGCUAGAAGAAGAGUUUAAGCGUCUAUUAUCGUCUUACAGCAAACCUGUGGAGCCUGAACGCCUCUUUAGUUCUCUUCCAAACACAAUGCGACCUUCAUCAGCAUCACCAGGCCAUGAUGAUGAUUCCAGCAGCAAGAAUCAUUCUUACAUGCAUUCUGAGCCACAUAAAAAUAAUGCCGAUACUGUUGUAUACACACCUCCUGUUCUUAUACCACCAAGAAUAUUGCCGUUGCUCAAUAAUUUAACUGAGCAAAUGGUUCAAGCUGGUCACCAACAACAGUUGCUCAAAAUAUACAGAGAUACCCGUUCUAAAGUAUUAGAAGAAAGCCUACAAAAGCUUGGAGUUGAGAAGCUGAACAAAGAUGAUGUUCAAAAGCUACAAUGGGAGGUUUUGGAAGCCAAAAUUGGAAACUGGAUUCAUUUCAUGCGUAUUGCUGUCAAAUUGUUGUUUGCUGCCGAACGGAAAGUCUGUGAUCAGAUAUUUGAAGGAUUUGACUCGCUUGGUGAUCAGUGUUUUGCUGAAGUAACUACAAACAGUAUUUCCAUGCUGCUUAGUUUUGGAGAAGCUAUUGCCAAAAGCAAGAGAUCACCUGAAAAGUUAUUUGUGCUUUUGGACAUGUAUGAAAUAUUGCAAGAAAUCCAUUCAGAGAUUGAAAUACUCUUUAAAGGCAGAGCUUGCUCCAAAAUAAGAGAAGCUGUAAUGGGUUUGACAAAACAGCUUGCACAAACAGCCCAGGAGACCUUUGGAGAUUUUGAAGAAGCAGUUGAAAAAGAUGCUACAAAGACUGCAGUAACUGAUGGAACUGUCCAUCCUUUGACAAGCUAUGUGAUUAACUAUGUGAAGUUUUUAUUUGACUAUCGGUCUACCUUAAACCAACUUUUCCAAGGGAUUGAAGGUGAAAGUGAUUCUUCACAGUUAGCUUCUGUGACCAUGAGAAUAUUGCAAGCUCUUCAAACCAAUUUAGAUGGGAAAUCUAAGCAAUAUAAAGACCCUGCUUUGACACACCUAUUUCUCAUGAACAAUAUUCAUUAUAUUGUCAGAUCAGUUCGAAGGUCUGAAGCGAAGGAUUUGAUGGGGGAUGAUUGGAUACAACGACAUAGGAAAAUUGUGCAACAGCAUGCCAAUCAAUACAAAAGAAAUGCUUGGGCAAAGAUUCUUCAAUCCCUCUCUAUUCAGGGCCUCAUCUCAUCAAGUGGUGGCGGUAGUACUGCUGGUGGUGAUGGUGGCAGUAGUGGUGCUUCAAGAGCAGUUGUUAAAGAAAGGUUUAAGGCAUUCAAUACUAUGUUCGAGGAACUUCAUCAGAAACAAUCUCAGUGGACAGUACCAGACACAGAGUUGCGAGAAUCUCUCAUUCUUGCAGUUGCUGAAGUCUUGUUGCCUGCCUAUAGAUCAUUUGUGAAACGUUUCGGGCCUCUGGUGGAGAAUGUAAAGAGUAGUCAGAGGUACAUCAAAUACAGUGCUGAAGAUCUAGAGCGAAUCCUAGGUGAAUUUUUUGAAGGAAAAAACAUGAAUGAUUCCAAGCGGUAAUAGUGUGAAGAUUUUACAUUGCCCUAUAUAUCUAUAUGUACUUUUAAUGUCUUAAUUUUAUCCCUUUUGAGAUGCAUAUAUGUAAUAAGGCAUACCCAUUCAAAUUCAAGAGGGAGUUUCUUCCAUUUUUCAUUUUUUGAUGACCCUAACUUAUUGUACAAUAGAAACAAGCUAUAUGCACAGAAGUGAUGGGAUCUAUAAGUAACAUAA